Medicago truncatula (barrel medic) is the source of this 1028-nucleotide messenger RNA. RefSeq names its product NAC domain-containing protein 90. NCBI's taxonomy places the organism in Eukaryota, Viridiplantae, Streptophyta, Magnoliopsida, Fabales, Fabaceae. The record is from RefSeq and is a predicted model, not a curated record. Bases 37 to 786 code for a protein of 249 amino acids. The transcript has 3 exons. Gene Ontology annotation, molecular function: DNA binding. Gene Ontology annotation, biological process: regulation of DNA-templated transcription.
GUAAUUAUAUAUACACAAUCAACCACAAACAUUAAUAUGGGGGAUUCCCCACCUGGUUUUCGUUUCUACCCAACAGAAGAAGAGCUAGUUGGCUUCUAUCUACACAACCAGUUGGAAGGACAAAAGCAUGAAGACAUAAACAAAAUCAUACCUCUCAUUGAUAUCAAUGGCAAAGAGCCAUGGAACCUUCCAACAUUUGCAGGGGAGAGAUGUCGUGGAGACACGGAACAAUGGUUUUUCUUUUCACCAAGACAAGAUAGAGAGUUGAGAGGAGGAAGACCAAACAGAACAACAUCUUGUGGGUAUUGGAAAGCUACGGGUUCUCCUAGCUACGUUUACUCUUCUAACAACAAAGUCAUUGGAAUAAGGAAAACCAUGGUGUUUUACAUAGGAAAAGCUCCAUCUGGAAGGAAAACCAAAUGGAAGAUGCAUGAAUAUAAAGCCAUUCAACAAUCUGACCAAUCCAAUACAAACCCUCCUAAGCUGCGACACGAAUUCAGCUUGUGUCGCGUUUAUGUGAUAUCGGGAAGCUUUAGUUCGUUUGAUCGAAGACCAUUAGAGAGGCCAAUGACGGAGUUACAACAUGCUGCUUCAACAAGUACUCAACAAGUGGUGGCAGAGCUCAAUGGAUCAAACUCGUAUGCAACUUCUCGAGGGAUAGAGAGAGACCAUGAUGCUUCUCUUAAUAUUGGAGGGUCAAGUGGCACAAAUUGGAAUGAUGUACCAAAUAAUGGGGUUGAUGAACCUGAACCUAUUUGGGAAUGGGAACAACUAAAUUGGAUCUAACCUUUUAAGUCAAAACAUGCAUAUACCUUGCAAGACCUCUUCUUGUGGAUGUGGUUGGUAAACAAAGACCAAGACAAUCAUCUAAAUGUUGGGCAUAAUUAAAUCCUAAACCAGGAAUUUGUUUACAAUAGAAAAAAGUAAUAUCUUGUCAUUCUUUUAGAAGUAAUCACAUACUAUAUUUAUGUUUUUUUUUUAAGGAAGACUAUAUUUUCCUUAUGUUAUAGUAUGAAGUUUUCAAAGGA